Molecule: messenger RNA, 906 nt
Organism: Talaromyces rugulosus
Lineage: Eukaryota; Fungi; Ascomycota; Eurotiomycetes; Eurotiales; Trichocomaceae
Exons: 1
Coding region: 1-906 (301 amino acids)
Molecular function (GO): hydrolase activity
Source: RefSeq, a predicted model, not a curated record
AUGGCCUCUAGUGACGUCGAGAUAUUCCAUCGCCAGGCAUUCCUUGAUGCGGAAAUCCGUAUAUUCUACAUGGAAGCACAUCCUUUAGGAGGAGACAAAAAGAAAAAGGGAACAAUCCUUCUCAUUCACGGCUUUCCUCAGACUUCUUACCAAUUCCGACACGUAAUCAAGCCGCUUGCUUCAGCUGGAUAUCACGUUGUCGUCCCCGACUAUCGUGGCCAUGGGUUUUCGUCUCAUCCUCUGUUACCUGUGUCUGCUUUUACCAAAAAGGAGAUUGCGAGUGAUUUGUUCAAACUCAUCACGGAACAUGUCGGAAUAAAAGAGAAGAUUCAUGUGGUUGGGCAUGAUAUUGGCGGUAUGAUUGCCCACGCCUACGUCGCGCAGUUUUCUGAGCAUGUGGCCAGUAUUGUAUGGGGGGAGUGUCCUCUUCCAGGAACAGCACUGUACGAUGAACUAAAACACUCGAAAACACACUGGCAUUUUGAUUUUCAGGGUCACAAUCCCGAGAUUGCUGUAGCAUUAGUCACAGGAAAAGAGAAGAUGUACCUGAAGCAUUUCUUCGACCGGCUGACCCAAAACCAAGCCGUCUUUACCCCAGACGUGGUCGAGUUUUACACAAUGCAGUACUCAAUGCCAGAUGCACUGCGCUGUGCAUUUUUCACAUACAGCGUCUUUGAACUCGACGCUCAACAUAACAAGGAGUGGCGUGACAAAAAUGGGAAAGUGGCUGUCCGCAACAUGAUUCUUUCCGGGGACCAAAGCUGGGCUGCGCCAAGUUCAAAUUUUAUGGCUAGCGAAAUGUACAUUGACCCAAAAGUUGGUACUGUGGAAAACAGCGGACAUUAUCUGGCUGAAGAGAACCCUGAUGGUUUUGUGAAACAAGUUUUGAGUUUUAUCAAUGCUUGA